Molecule: messenger RNA, 1657 nt
Organism: Cynocephalus volans (Philippine flying lemur)
Lineage: Eukaryota; Metazoa; Chordata; Mammalia; Dermoptera; Cynocephalidae
Gene: PDGFRL
Product: platelet derived growth factor receptor like
Exons: 6
Coding region: 72-1160 (362 amino acids)
Source: RefSeq, a predicted model, not a curated record
GUUGUACAGCCCUUUUCUGUGGUGCUCAUAAUCACAUGGAGAAGACAGAUAAUAAGUAAACAAUUAAAGAUAUGAUUGCAGGAAAGGUUACCGGCCAACACCCUCCCAAAAACAAGCGUUCAAAGGAGCCAGGAGAGAACAGAAUCAAACCUACCAACAAAAAGGGGAAGCCCAAAAUUCCUAAAAUAAAGGACAGGGACUCCGCUGAUUCGACACCAAAGACGCAGUCUAUAAUGACACAUGUGUUGGAUAAAGGUCGCUUCCAGAAGCCUGCUGCCACCCUGAGUCUGGUGGCAGGACAAACUGUCGAGCUUCGAUGUAAAGGGAACAAAAUUGGCUGGAGCUAUCCUGCUUAUCUCCACACCUUUAAGGACUCCCGCCUCAGUGUGAAGCAGCAUGAGCGCUACGGCCAGUUGACGCUGGUCAACUCCACCUCGGCGGACACGGGCGAAUUCAGCUGCUGGGGGCAGGUCUGCAACGGCUACAUCUGCAGGAGGGACGAGGCCAGAACAGGCUCCACCUACAUCUUCUUUACAGAGAAAGGGGAACUUUUUGUACCUUCUCCGAGCUAUUUUGAUGUUGUCUACCUGAACCCAGACAGACAGGCUGUGGUUCCUUGUCGAGUGACCGUGCUGUCAGCCAAAGUGACGCUCCACAGGGAGUUCCCAGCUAAGGAGAUCCCAGCCAAUGGAACGGACAUCACUUACGACAUGAAGAGAGGCUUCGUGUAUCUGCGGCCUCAUUCUGACCACCAGGGGGUGGUCUACUGCAAGGCGGAGGCGGGGGGCAAGUCCCAGAUCUCUGUCAAGUACCAGCUGCUCUACGUAGAGGUUCCCAGCGGCCCCCCAUCAACAACCAUCUUGGCUUCCUCCAACAAAGUGCAAGGUGGGGAUGACAUCAGCGUGCUCUGCACUGUCCUGGGGGAGCCUGACGUUGAGGUGGAGUUCAGGUGGAUCUUUCCAGGGCAGAAGGAGGAAAGGCCCGUGACAAUUCAAGACACUUGGAGGCUGAUCCACAGAGGACUCGGACACACCACUCGGCUCUCCCAGAGUGUCAUUACAGUCGAAGACUUUGAGACCAUUGAUGCAGGAUAUUACAUCUGCACAGCUCAGAAUCCUCAAGGGCAGACCACAGUAGCGACCGCUGUUGAGUUUUCCUGAUUUGGAAAAUGAACUUAUGGAAAGCCCAUUUGUGUGCACAAUCAGCUUUGGUGUUCUUUUUAUUAGCUCUUUUUAUAUAGCCAGAGGCUGAUGUCAAGUGCCAAACCCAACUCCUGCCUUGUGAUUCAGACCCAGACAUCCAAACUAAAAGGAAGUCAUUGGGUCUAUUAAUAGAAUUGUUAACUUCUCUAACAGAAAGCAUGUAUUUUCGACUGCUUACCUACACACGUGUUUCUAGUUUUCAUACUAAGGCGAAAUUUAUGUAAACAACUUUAUAUAAUCAUUUCUAUUAAAUGAGCAAGUUUUUUGUAAAAAAUAAAAAAUGGGCUAAGUGCUCGUUUUUUUAGUUGGCUUGAAACACAUCCAGGAGGACUGGUUGGCAGUGAUACUCAGGUCGAUACCUAGUAUUCUUUUUGAUAUAACAAUCACAAUAUAUUAGAAUUUUAAAGUGUACUAAUAUAUAGUUCAACUUCUUAUCCAUAAGCAGCAACUCAAUU